UAAAGCACAUAAACAGAAACUUCCUGUAAAUAAUUUCUAAGCACCUCCUGUUUUUCACCAUACACCUAUUCUAAACGAUAGCUAUCGACAGGCAACAUCGAUAACUGUUCAUGUCAGAAUGUCCUCCCAGGUCGUCUCAACGGACAACGCUACAGUUAUUAUUCAGAUAAAUCCACAGGUGGUUCAAGACAGCGCUGAAGGACAAGAAAAAUCAGGACAGUAUCAAAAUGCUGUUCUGAAAAAUUUUCUAAAAGUACAGCCAAAGUCUUUGGGGACUGUGCAGAUUCUGACUGGAAUUAUGAUUUUCCUGUUUGGUAUAUCUCUCUCCAUCGAUGACAGAUAUCAUGACAUAACUAUCAACAGUGGCAUAACCUAUUGGGGAUCCCUCAUUUACAUCAGUGCUGGAUCUUUGUCUGUUGCUGCAGAAAAUAAACUUCAUUCCUGUGUGGUGAAAGCCUCACUUGGAAUGAAUGUGUUCAGUUCCAUAACAGCAGGGAUAGCCAUUAUUAUAAUGUCAAUACAAUUAGGAUUAAGAUAUCCAGACUACAGCUAUCAAUACAGCCGUGUGAAAGACUCUUCAAAUAUAAUGGGGAUCAUUGGAAUAUUGCUGUUGUUCUCCAUCCUUCAGUUCAUCGUCUCUGUUUGCAUCUCGGCUUUUGCAUGCAAAGCCACGUGCGACACAUUCUCUUCAAUGGUCAAUAUUUCACUAAACCAGUCAAGGGUUACAGAAGAAGAAAUCUCUAAUCUAAACAAACCACAACUGCCAAAGAGAAACUAGCAGAAGACACCCAGAGUCACAGUGAUGGGACUUCAUGGUCCAGAAGUUACAAAGAUUUCAGUAUAUAAAGUAUAUUCCCAUAUUUUAUGUUUUGGUAGAGCAGAGAACUGAAAACUGAAAAAUAAUCAUUAUGUUAAGUUAUAUGGAGGUAAAAGUAUACUUUUACUGAAUCUUAAUUUUGCCAAAUCUAUUUUUCUUACAUACAUUUUAAACCCUGAAAUUAUUUUGUCUCUAUUAAUGCUCUAUUAUAGACCUACUUUUCAUUAAAACAAGUAUUUAGAAUGUUUAAAUAAGAUGUUUUCCUAUUUCAUACCAGUGUUUUUUGUGACUGACCACUAUAAAUGUGCAGGUUUCCUUUCCAUUAAAGUGAAGCAUGUGUCAAUUUA
This is a messenger RNA of Triplophysa dalaica, 1164 nucleotides long. RefSeq names its product membrane-spanning 4-domains, subfamily A, member 17C.1 (gene ms4a17c.1). Gene Ontology annotation, cellular component: membrane. NCBI's taxonomy places the organism in Eukaryota, Metazoa, Chordata, Actinopteri, Cypriniformes, Nemacheilidae. The record is from RefSeq and is a predicted model, not a curated record. The coding region runs from base 119 to 778 and encodes 219 amino acids. The transcript has 8 exons.